Molecule: messenger RNA, 7726 nt
Organism: Octopus sinensis (East Asian common octopus)
Lineage: Eukaryota; Metazoa; Mollusca; Cephalopoda; Octopoda; Octopodidae
Product: mucin-3A-like
Exons: 9
Coding region: 1428-7460 (2010 amino acids)
Source: RefSeq, a predicted model, not a curated record
AGACGGACAGGUACAGAUAUAUGUAGAAAAUGUAAAAAAAAAAGAAAAAGACAAGAAAAAAUAAUAUAACAAAACUUAAACAAAAUAAAAAGACCCGACCAACCCUGGCCCCCGCAUAACCGUUUAGGACAAACCUUUCACAUUUUUUUUCAUAUCAUAUCAUACAUUCACCUGUCAGGACAGUCCACACAACUUCCUUCCUUCCUUACUUGCCGUUCAAGUCUGUAAUAUUAAUGUAUUUAUUCGAUAACACGCCAAGAGUGUGUAGCAAGGAGGGAUUCAGAAAAAACAGCCACUUCAUCUUCACGCCAUCAUCGUUAUUGUAACGACAUUUCUCCACGACUUACGCAAAAAUAUAACAGAAAGUGAAACAGUAAAAAUAAAUGCGAACGAAACUUGGGAUUGAUUGUCUGCGUCGGCAACUUAAUGAAUUGAGAGAUAUUUGACAAAGAAGAGAUUAAGUUUGUUGCUGAACAAAGAAACGAGCUGACAUUUCGGACUUGGUUCAUAACUUAAUAUUGUAUACAUGUUAUAGACAGACAAGUCAGUAUCAAGGUAAAACUGAAAGUUUUGGAUAAUUUUAUGAAAUAUAUAUGUAUAUACUCAAACGGUUUUUUAAACAGGGACAGCAUAACUUUUGCAGGCAAGGAAAUAAUUUAUCAAAAACCUGUCUCAAGUAUCUGAACAGCCCUGUUUUUAAUUUUUCGUUCUAUCCUAUCAAAUAUUGAAUAACUAAAAGAUAUAGUCCACUGUGGCGGAAUUUGAACCAAGAACCGUAAACUAAAAGGUCAAAAAAGCAAGAUAUUUCGACGUUGCCAUUCUACCAAUUUUGCCAAGCGACUAAGCUCUAAUCUGCGUAUAUAUCGAAUCGGAUCUACAGAAGGAAAACAGGUAAAAACUAAUUACUAAAGAAAAAAAAGAGAGGUGAGGAAGAGACAGAAGAAAGAAAAAAGAAGAAAAAUAAGUAAAGGAUGGCAUUUCUGAAUUUUCCUUCCGAAAUAUAUACCAACAAUGAGAAAGAAAAAUGUCAAACUUCGAUUUUAGGAAAAGUACAAUAUAUUGAACUUGAUUUUGCAAAUUCUGAGAUUAUUUUGCAUUAGUAUUACAAUAUUUAACUAUUUAUUGACAAAAACACAACAACACCAGCAACAAAAACAGAAAGGAACACGCUCAAUUUUUUUGGUCAGGUUGUGAUAUAAGUCCCAGGGUGUGCUGAACAUUACUAAGUUAACUCAAACUCCAUCCUUUGAUAAAAUCACACAAGCACACAUACAUUACGCCUCAUCAUCCAUACAUACACGUAUCUCCUACGUUUAAAUAGCAACUUUUUGGAGGUUCGGACUGAAGCGAAUCAACUAAAGAAAAAGUAUAAUAAAAAUCAAAGAACAUUUUCGAAAUUAAUAUCAGGUGGAUCUCGUUAAUUAAGGAUGGAUUUCAAUACGCACUACGCUCAGUUACCAACGGAUUAUGGACAAUAUCUUCCUACCUACUUUCCCUCCACCGCUCUCAUGCACUAUGCCCUCUAUUUCGUAUUUACAAUCGGAAUCACAGAGUCCCGAGCAGAUUUUACUGGAAACUAUACUUCACCAACCAAUCAGUUUUAUCAAGGCGAAGAGUUGCCAUUUUCAAAAUUUCCGGAUUCUUUUAGUUCGACUGAACCAGGUUUAGAUGAAAAGAAGCAUUUAAGUUUCGUCUCGAAUAUCUUUCAUACAGCUACUUCUCUUAGUCAAACGACUGUUAAACCUAACGAUGUACAUCGGUUUGUAACGACGCCAAGUUCGUUGUCGCUUGCAACUAUUGCACAUCCUCUGCUGGAAAUUACUUCGGCAAAUGUUGUAGACGAAGCACGGCAAGCAUUGAAAAUAGCGGCUCCAGUUAAGAACGAUUCGAGAAUCUUUACAUCCACUGAUCACGAAGCGACAAUUGUGAAAAAUGUUACUUCAGACAAAUCACAUUUGGAAGUAAAUACUCCAGUUAUUAUGCAGGGAGCAGAACAUUUUGUAGCUACAAUGAACCCCACAGUUCGCAGUGAAUCGUUGCAUGAAGAAAAGAAGCAAAAUAACCAAACGAAUGAUGAUUCACAGCAAGAAUUUUCAUUGAAAACUUAUUUAGAAGACAAUGAUAAUUCGUUUGGUGUCUCUCCAGAAACAGUGAAAUUGAAUCUAAAAGAGAGUGAUUCGUUAGUGGGCUAUGCUGAAUACCAGACGACAGCGAUCAACCCGCAGAUAACUUCAGUGCCGCAGACGAUAGCAUCAAAAACAACAAUGAUUUCACGGGUGAUUCCGACAACUUCCAAAAGGGUUCCAACAAAAGAAGCAGCCAUUCUCAAUAACGCAAAUCUUGUCGCUGAAACGGAAACAUCAGCCAUACCACCAUCAUUAUCAACAACUUUCUCAGGGAUUCAUCCAACAACAAAUACAAAAUUGCCAACGAAUAAACCAAAUGAUGUUUCCUUAGAUUUUAGCACUAAACCUAAUUCAUCUAUAGUUCCUACGACUACGGUAGUUCAGUCGACAGUUGCUCAGGCCACAGCUAAUGCCGCUGCAGCUACCCAGGCUGCGACAACUCAGUCAACGACCACGCAAUCUUCGGCUGCCCAGUCCGUGACCACCAAAUCCACAGACUCUCAAACUCUAGUGCCAAAGUCUACAACUACACAAUCUACGAUUACUCAGAGUACUGACUCUAAGUCAACAGUCACUCGUUCUUCUGCUGAGCCUUCUACAGAGACUCAGUCUACAAUGAGUUCAUCUGUAACUACUCAAUCUACACACACUCAGUCUACAGCCACUCAGUCAGUCUCCGAAUCAUUUACAACUAUUUCGUCUGCAGAUAAGCAAUACACAACCAAUCAGCAUAUAACAUCUGAUAUUAUAGUCCCUCACUCUGAGAGCAAAGCGGCUUCUGUCAUUCCAGUUACAACUAAUCAGCAUACAGCUUCCCAGUCACCAACUGAACUGACAACCCCUUCUCAGUUUACAACUGAGACAACUACAGUUAAACCGACAACAACACGGACGGACACGUUUGAACUACCUACAGCUAGCUCAACUACAGCUACGUUGACCACAAACAAACUGCCUGGAGCUGAAACAGUUAUAGCUGACACAACCACAACUGAAGCGACUACACUUGAGCCGACUACAUCGGCGACAACUACAGCCAGGCUGACUACAGCGGAGACCACAACAGUUGAGCCGGCUAUGACUCAGAGAAGUACUACCGAAGCAACUACGGCGAGAACAACUCCAGUUGAGACGUCUACACUUGAGGCCACAACAACUGAGCCGACUACAGUUCAGUCAACUACAACUGGGACAACUACAGUUGAGUCGACAACGGAUGUGCCAACUACAGCUCAAACAAGCACAGUUGAGGCAACCACUGCUGGAACAACAGUUGAGCCCACAACAACUAGGAUAACAACAAAUAAGCCGACUACAGUUGAGUCGACUAUAAAUGAGCUAACUACAGUUGAGCCGACUACAGCUAGGACAACUACAGUUGAGCCGACUACAGUUGAGCUAACUACAGGUAAGCCGACUACAGCUAGGAUAACUACAGUUGAGCCGACUACAGCUAGGACAACUACAGUUGAGCCGACUACAGUUGAGCUAACUACAGGUGAGCCGACUACAACUAGGACAACUACAGUUGAGCCUACUACAGUUGAGCUAACUACAGUUGAGCCGACUAUAAUUGAGCUAACUACAGGUGAGCCGACUACAGCUAGGACAACUACGGUUGAGCUGACUACAGUUGAGCCGACUACAGUUGAGCUAACUACAGUUGAGUCGACUACAGUUCAGUCAACUAGAGUUAAACCGACUACAUCUCGGAUAGACACAGUCGAAAAAACUACAACUGAGACAACUGAACCGCGUACAGUUGAGACGACUACACCUGAGACAACAACAAUUGACCUGAUAAAAGUUGAAUCAACUACAGUUGAGCCGACCACAGUCGAACCGGCUACCGUUGAGCCGACUACAGCUCGGAGAAUCACAGCUGAAGCAACUACAACUCCGACAUCUACAGUGGAGAAAACUACAGUUGAGCCGACUACAGUUGAGGCAACUAUAACUGGGACAACAGUUGAGCUGACUACAGUUGAGACAACAACAAAUGAGCCGACUACAGUUGAUCUGACUAUAGUUGAGCUGACUACAGUUGAGCCGACUACAGUUGAGCCGACUACAGUUGAGCCGACUACAGUUGAACCGACUACAGUUGAGCUGACUACAGUUGAGUCAACACAUGAGCCGACUACAAUUGAACCAACUACAGUUGACUUGACUGCAGCUGGAACAGCUACUGUUGAGCUGACUACGGUUGGGGAAACUACAGCUGCUCAGUCUAGCACUGAGCAGCCUACAGACGUUCCGUCAGUGGGGCCAACUAGUGACCUUCAGUCAACUACUGAAUCACAUAAUGUUACAUUACCAGUUCACUCCAUCCAGUCAACAGUCGAGCAGUUUACAAAUACACAGUCUACAAGUGAAGAACCUACAUCUACUUCAAGAGCACCUGAGUCCACUCUUUUCAAUGGGGAAUUGUCAUCGUUGUCGUCAUCAUCAACACCAUCAUCAACAUCUUCAUCAUCAUCGUCGUCUCAGUAUAUAACUGAAUCAUUCACAAAUGAAAUUACUACACCAGUACAGGCUACGUCUGAGUCGUCCACAGUCAUUCCUAGUACAGAUGAACCCUCUACUCCCGCAGCACACACAUUCGGGUUAUUUUCAACCGACUUAGAAACUACAUCCUUUUCAACUUCCCAGGCUACAACGACUCAGUUCUUAGAGGAAACGCCUAUUACACAAGCAACUGACUUCACAUUUGAGUCUUCAAAAACAUUUCAAGAUACAACUGAGACUGCAACAGAAACAAAAGGUACAACUGAGUUCUCGAAAGUAACCGAAGGCUCACCAGAAUCCUCAACUCUCCCCCAAAACACAUUUGAUUUCUCGACAGUCAACCAGAGCACCGUUGAUGCCUCAGCAGCUACACAGAGCAUUACUGAAACCUCAACACUCAACCUAGACAUAACAAAUUUUUCAACAGCCACUCGGGACACUGGUGAGUCAUUUAUAACAACUCAGAGUGCCACUGUAGCAUCAACAGGCGAAUCAGUCGGUCUAACGGUAAAUGAAUCAUCAACGUUAUCUCAAGCUACAUCGGACACAUUACUUUCAAGUUUUUCUUCAACUGUUCAGGUACCUUUGAGCUCACAAACUGCUGUAGCCAGCUCAGCUACAUCCGAGUCUGCAUCCGCCUCGAUCACACCGGAAUUUCCUACUAACUCAACCACAUACGAGCCUUCAUACAUUUCGACCACAUCUGAGCCAUCUACAAUCACCCCGAUCAGCCACCAAUCUCCACCCGUUACAAUUACAUCCGGGUCAUCGUCCACAAACGAAGCAACAACAGAAACUUCAGUCUUCCCUGUAAUAUUUGAGUCUUCAACCACCCCGGGUACAAGUGAAUCUUCAGCGACUUCGAACACAACCGUACCUUCAACAGAUUCAGUAAUAACUCAGACCGCAACCACUCUGCUCACAAAUGAACCUCCAACAACCCCACCCACAACCGAACCUCCAACAACCCCAGCCACAACCGAACCUCCAACAACCUCGCCCACAACCGAACCUCCAGCAACCUCGCCCAUAAUCGAACUUCCAACAAUCCCAUCCACAACCGAAUCUACAACCCCAGCCACAACUGAGCCUUCAAUAACCCCGCUCAUGUCCGAAGCUACAACAAUCCUUCCCACAACCGAACCUACAACUCCGCCCACAACCGAACUCCCAACAACCUCACUCAUAACCGAACCCCCAGCAAUCCCGUCCACAACCGAACCUUCAGCAACCCCGUCCACAACUGAGCCUCCAACAACUCUUCCCACAACCGAACCUCCACCAACCCCAUCUACAACCGAACCCUCAACUCCGCCCACAACCGAACCUCUAACAACCUUUCCUGCAACCCAACCUCCAACGACCCCGCCCACAACCGAACCUCCGACGACCCCGCUCACAACCGAACCUCCAAUAACCUUUCCUGCAACCGAACCUCAGACGACCCCGCCCACAACCGAACCUCCAACAACUCCGCUAACAACCGAACAUUCAACAACUCUCCCUGCAACCGAACCGUCGACCACCUCGCCCACAACCGAACCGCCGAUAACCUUUCCUGCAACCGAACUUCCAACAACCCCACCCACAACCGAAUCUCCAACAACCUCGCCUACGGUUGAAUCUACAAACACUCCCUCUACAACCGAACCUACAACAUCGCGGUCCCAGCUUCCUACAUCAUCUACGACAAAUAAUGAAACGGUGACCGAGACAAGUACUGAAGGUUUGACAACGGCCACAAGCAGCACUACGCAUACUUUGACAACCAAGUCAAAGCCCCACAACAUAAAUGAUACAGAAACAGGAAGCACACCGAUUACUCCCUCAUCCACACUGGGUUCCACUGAACGUAGUACAAUAGACACUAGUGAAGCAAGUACUUCUGCAGCGACAACAACAACAACAACAGCAACUACAACAGCCACUACUACUGAAAAGGUUGCUACUGCUACUACUUCUACUACUACUCCUACUACUACAAAAAAUGAUGCUACUACAAGUAGUAGUUUCUCUACAGAAAUUCCAUGGAAAAGCACUCCUGAAGCAGAAAUACAAGGAGGACCACUGACGAUUAAUGGAAGAUUUACUAUAAUAAAAGGUGCCGUUUGGUCGAAAGAACUUGCAGACACGAAUUCUACAGAAUAUUUCGAGUUGCAGAAACAACUAGAUACAUUGCUUUCGGAUCUUUGGAAGAAGAACCCCUUCGCAGUGUUUGUACGUAUAGGAAGUAUGACAUUCAGGCAAGGAAGCGUGGUGGUCUACUACGAAGCUUCUUUCGUGCUUACAAAGGGAACGGAGAUCAAUUCCACGAUGGUCAACCAGUUCUUUGACAGUCAGUUGGAGCCGACCUAUUACUUGGGUCCUUUUGAAUUAAAUAAAACUUCCAUCUAUCAUUCAAUUCCCGUGGCUACACUUGCACAAACCACUGAACCUCUUCCAAACUGGGGUAUCGCCAUCAUCGUAUGUGGAUGCGUAGUUUUAUUUUUCAUAGUCUUCAUGGUUUGCGUUUUGUGGUCAAGGCGACACAUCAGGCAGAAAUUUUGUAUCCCGGAAGAUCCAGAAGAAAUGGGAUAUAGACGCAACUGGUUGUCGGCGCCGCCCUACACACCGGAGGCCAUGUUCGUCUAUGAAAACAAGGGUACGGUGUUCGACAGUGGCGAAAGAUACGGCGUUAGUGGGGCAGAAGCCACAGAAAAACACAGAGAGCCCAGUGCACAGCUCAGCGACUAUAAUAACUCCAACGGUGUUGAUUUCAACACAUUUGAUGAUGGCCAUUCGUCUGCAACACUUGUUAAGUCGCCACAAAGAACAACAACAUUGUGAAUGGAAGAUGAAAACACAACUCAGACGCAUCUCUGAAAAUGAAUCAGAGACGAUGAAUAUAGCAAGAAGAAAGUUCCAAGUGUAAUUUAUCAAGUGAUCCUGUUUUGAGGAUUCAAAGUGCAAGACUGUAAACUGUAAAUAUCAAAAUGGAAACAUCACACUUGCACAGCUGACUGCUGCUGCUGCUACUACUACAACAACAACUACUACUACUACUACUACUACUACUACAAUAUAAAAUAGCCUUCACGAAAACCAGGCAAAAA